Molecule: messenger RNA, 3497 nt
Organism: Salvia hispanica
Lineage: Eukaryota; Viridiplantae; Streptophyta; Magnoliopsida; Lamiales; Lamiaceae
Source: RefSeq, a predicted model, not a curated record
AUAUCUCCUCAAUUCAAGAAUCCCACUAGAGGCCCCCUACCCCCAAACAAGGUCAAUUUAGAGGAGAGAGAGGGAGAGACUGAGUAGUGGGGUAAAUGAAUUGAGGUAUGUUUUUGAUUCACAACUGUAGUAAAUGUGCGUUUGUUGUGGAAGGUCUGCUUUAAAUUUGCUUGCAGAAGAGAGAGAAAGAGAGAGAGAGAGAGAGAGGUGCUCGACUCAACACAAAUUUUCUAGAUUUAGAACUCAUAGCUUGCUCAGGGGAUCCAAGAGAAAGAGGGUUUGAAUUGGGUCUCCUUUACCUGGGCUCAGUCAGUAGAAGGCUCUACCAAUAAAGAAAAAAAAAAGCUUCAUUUUGUUUUCCCAGGCUCCAUUGCCAUUCUCUCUCUCUUUGUUUCCGUUUGAACUUUCUUAAAUUCUGAGCAAAUAAGGGGGAAGAAAGUAAGAUUUGAUGCAUCUCUCUCUGUGGAAACCGCUCUCUCAUUGUGCUGCACUGCUAUUGGAUAGAAAGAGCAGAAAAAGAGAUGGUUCUGAGCAUUCAAAUGAGGAAAUUCAGGCUAAUCCAUCAAUUCUGAGGAAAUUGCAAGAGCACAAAUUGAGGGAGGCUCUCGAGGAGGCUUCUGAAGAUGGCUCCCUUGUUAAGUCCCAAGACAUUGAUGGUGAGUCAUUGGCCAAUCAAGAUGAGGGGAUAGGCCGUUCGCGGUCACUGGCACGGCUUAAUGCCCAGAAGGAGUUCCUCAGAGCUACUGCUCUUGCAGCUGACCGCACAUUUGAGUCAGGGGACUCGAUUCCUGAGCUCACUGAGGCCUUGUCCAAGUUCCUGACGAUGUAUCCUAAAUACCAGUCGUCAGAGAGGAUUGAUCAGCUGCGGCAGGAUGAGUACUCGCAUCUCUUGGGGGUUGGUUCAAAGGUAUGCCUUGAUUACUGUGGAUUUGGAUUGUUUUCAUUUCUGCAAAGUGUCCAUUAUUGGGAAUCAUCGACGUUUAGUUUGUCUGAGAUCACGGCUAAUUUAAGUAAUCAUGCUUUGUAUGGGGGAGCUGAGAUUGGGACGGUAGAAUAUGAUAUUAAGACUAGGAUUAUGGAUUAUUUGAACAUCCCUGAGAAUGAAUACGGGCUUGUUUUCACUGUGAGCCGUGGCUCAGCUUUCAAGUUGCUUGCUGAAUCGUAUCCGUUUCACACUAACAAGAGAUUGUUGACCAUGUUUGAUCACGAGAGCCAAUCCGUGAACUGGAUGGCUCAGAGUGCUAGAGAGAAAGGUGCCAAGGUUCAAAGCGCUUGGUUUAGAUGGCCUACUCUCAAGCUCUGUUCGACUGACUUGAGGAAGCAAAUCUCGAACAAAAAGAAGAGGAAGAAAGAUUCUGCAACCGGCCUUUUCGUGUUCCCUGUUCAGUCGAGAGUCACUGGUGCCAAGUACUCGUAUCAGUGGAUGGCUCUUGCCCAACAGAACAACUGGCAUGUCUUGCUCGAUGCUGGAGCAUUGGGCCCGAAGGACAUGGAUUCUCUUGGAUUGUCUUUGUUCCGACCAGACUUCAUCAUCACGUCAUUCUACAAAGUGUUUGGUUAUGAUCCAUCUGGUUUUGGAUGCCUUCUGAUCAAGAAAUCUGUGAUGAGCAGUCUUCAAAAUCAAUCGGGGCAUGCUGGGUCGGGUAUAGUGAAAAUAAGCCCCGUCUUUCCUCUCUACUUGAGUGAUUCUAUGGAUAAUAUCCCUGGAUUUGGAUUUGAUGAGGAUGAAGAAGUGAGUGGUGCGGGUAAAGUGAAUUCUGAAAAUCGUCCAGUAUCUCAGCUGCCAGCCUUUUCUGGUGCUUACACCUCUGCUCAGGUGAGGGAUGUGUUCGAGACAGAGAUGGAGCAUGAUAAUAGCUCUGACAGGGACGGCGCAAGCACUAUAUUUGAAGAAACUGAAAGCAUUUCUGUCGGGGAGAUGAUGAAAAGUCCGGUCUUCAGUGAAGAUGAAUCAUCGGACAACUCACUUUGGAUUGAUUUGGGUCAGAGUCCAGCAGGGUCGGAUACGGCUACUCCUUCAAACAAGCUUAAGGCAUCCUCUCCUUUACCACCUGCUUGGUUUAGCCGGAAGAACAAUAAACUCACUUCUCCAAAUGCCUCAAAGUUAGCGAGCAGCGGAAUGCACGACAAGGAGUUGAACCCAGUGUAUCAUGAGGCUCUGUCAUUUGACGCUGCUGUUCGAUCAGUUUCUCAAGAACUAGACCAUUUCAAGGAGAUACCUGAAGAAGAGCCAUUCUCGGAGGGGUAUCCCGCUUCACGAGAAUACAGGACUCGGGAUAAUCAGCACUUCCAAGAGAUUGAAGAAGAAGUUGGUAUCAAUAAUUCAACUAGCUCUGCUCUUAGGGGAUCCAAUCUUCUGACUACUCAAAAUGGCUGUGCUUCUAAGAUAUGCCUCGAGAAAGAGAGUGCUAUAAGACGAGAGACAGAAGGAGAAUUUAGAUUGCUGGAAAGGCGAGAAAAGAGUAGAAUUGCUGGAGGAAGGUUUUUUGGGAUUGAGGAGAGUGAAGCAGCUGGAAACAAAGGGGGAAGGAUAUCCUUUAGCACAGAAGACAACCACAGAGCUCAUAUUGGUAAGACCUUGGAUCCAGGAGACAUGUCUCCCAACAGCAUAGACGAUGAUGACUAUUUGAGCAACGGGGAAUGUGAUGACCAAGAAUCAGAAAGGGGUGAACCCGAGAUAAUCUGCAAGCAUCUGGAUCAUAUAAAUAUGUUGGGCCUCAACAAGACCACCUCCCGGCUCCGUUUUUUGAUCAAUUGGCUUGUGACCUCUCUGCUGCAACUAAGAUUGCCUAGUUCAGGUGGGAAAGAAAGUGCGCCGCUUGUUCACAUAUAUGGCCCAAAGAUUAAAUAUGAAAGAGGUGCUGCAGUGGCUUUCAAUGUGAGGGACAGAAGUAGGGGUCUGAUCAGUCCAGAAGUUGUACAAAAGCUGGCUGAAUCGCACGGUAUUUCUCUUGGUGUUGGAAUACUCAGUCAUAUACGCAUCAUAGAAGGGUCCAAACAGCGCGGACCUCUGAGUCUUGAGGAUACCACCCUUUGCAAGCCGAUGGGGAAUGGCGGGAAAAGUGGAUUCAUCAGAGUUGAAGUAGUGACUGCCUCACUUGCAUUUCUGAGCAAUUUUGAGGAUGUAUAUAAGUUGUGGGCUUUUGUGGCUAGAUUUAUAGAACCAAAUUUCGUGAAAGAGGGCGCGUUGCCAUCUGUUGUAGAAGAGGCUGAGGAAUGAUGGCACUCCAUUGCUGCUGGUCUAAGUUGAACAGCAAUGAAGAUGGAUUUUUUUGCCACCUCCUGCCUCGUUGCUGCUCUGUGCAUUUCUUCCUUUUUGUCUUGUUGCUUUGAUUUGCCUUGUUGUAGAGUCUGAUUUUCGAAUUUUUUUCAUUGUUUCAAAUAUUUAGUAUUUGAACUGAAGCAGAUGCAGCGUAGCAUUACACUCCUCUUAUUCAGAAUGAAUUGUUGACCCCAUUGCUUUCUGCUCUAGAAAAAUGCCAUCAUUUUUUUCUUAA